CACCAUCGGCCCGUGGGCGUAUUCUUUGUUAUGUGAUAAUGUUGUGCAAGGUUUCAUUAUUUUAAACGUCAACAAUGUAGAAAGUCAGAGAACCAACAAUCUCGGUGGUUUUAAUUUUAUUAAAGAUCAUUAACUUUCGGUCUUACUAUCGAAGACCGCUUGCAUCAAUGAACUUUAGUCAAGGGAGGCAACUGUGUGAACUAACGUGGAACGCAUGCGUAGCAAGGCCUUUUAAUAUUUCACCGGAACACAGGCAACACUUUCACAAUGGCAGAUGCUGAUGUAGAUGAUGAUUUCACCACAGGUGAUGCCGGGUCUUCUGAAACAUACCCACAACAGUGUUCUGCUCUAAGGAAAAAUGGACAUGUUUGUAUUAAAAACCGUCCAUGCAAAAUUGUGGAAAUGUCAACUUCCAAGACAGGAAAACACGGUCAUGCUAAGGUUCAUAUGGUUGGAAUAGAUAUUUUCACUGGUAAAAAAUAUGAAGAUAUAUGUCCAUCUACACACAACAUGAAUGUUCCUAAUGUUAUCAGAAAAGAUUUUACGCUACUUGACAUUAACGAUGGUUUUCUAUCUCUCAUGGAUGACAAUGGUGAAACCCGUGAGGAUGUAAAAGUACCAGACAAUGAUUUAGGAAAAGAAAUUAAAGAUAGAUUUGAAAAGGAUGAGCAACUUCUAAUUACAGUUAUUAAAGCUAUGGGAGAAGAACUAGCUAUUGCUAUUAAAACUCAAACAAAGUAGUGCACGGAUAACCUUAAGACAUAUAAAGGCUUGAUAUUUUGAUGUGACAACAAACAUUAUUUAAACCUUAUGACAUAUGUCCUGUUUUGUUACCCAGAUUCCUGAAAUAUCAAGCCUUUAAAACAAUUAUAGUGCUAUUAAAAAUGCAAAAAAGAA
This is a messenger RNA of Mytilus trossulus (common blue mussel), 897 nucleotides long. Its product is annotated as eukaryotic translation initiation factor 5A-1-like. The record is from RefSeq and is a predicted model, not a curated record. The coding region runs from base 268 to 741 and encodes 157 amino acids. Lineage: Eukaryota; Metazoa; Mollusca; Bivalvia; Mytilida; Mytilidae. Gene Ontology annotation, molecular function: RNA binding; ribosome binding; translation elongation factor activity. Gene Ontology annotation, biological process: positive regulation of translational elongation; translational elongation; positive regulation of translational termination. The transcript has 5 exons.